This is a messenger RNA of Tyto alba (common barn owl), 893 nucleotides long. RefSeq names its product non-SMC condensin II complex subunit H2 (gene NCAPH2). Gene Ontology annotation, molecular function: chromatin binding. The transcript is spliced from 8 exons. Gene Ontology annotation, cellular component: nucleus; condensin complex. The annotation marks the transcript as partial. NCBI's taxonomy places the organism in Eukaryota, Metazoa, Chordata, Aves, Strigiformes, Tytonidae. The record is from RefSeq and is a predicted model, not a curated record. Gene Ontology annotation, biological process: mitotic sister chromatid separation; meiotic chromosome condensation.
CGGCGGCCCGGCGCGACCGCGGCGUGCUGCGUCAGCGCGUAACGGGCGGUGUCAGCGCGUACCGCCCCGCCCCUCCCUGCGUCACGUCGGGCGGGAAACACAAAAUGGCGGCGGGGAUCGCGGCCUGAGGCGGCGGGCGUGAAAAUCUGUACUUCUGUUGAGAUCCAGCUGGCUGUCCCGGGGUGCCGGCCGCGCCUGGCUCUACGUGACCCGCUGCCUUCCGAGUUCAACUGCAGGAUUGUCCGUCGGGCAACGGGGGGUUUAAGCCCCUUCAGACGCCGCCGGGGGUCUGCGGGGCCGCCAUGGAGGAGGUGGAGUUGCGCUUCAUGCACCUCCUGCAGCCCAUCCACGACCUCACCAAGAACUGGGAGGUGGAUGUGGCCAUGCAGCUCGCCGAGUACCUGGAGGAGCUGGACAAUAUCUACAUUUCCUUCGACAACGGGAAAACCACCAUGAACUUCACAGAGGCGGCGCUGCUGAUCCAGGGCUCUGCCUGCAUCUACAGCAGGAAGGUGGAGUAUCUCUACUCACUGGUCUACCAGACGCUCGACUUCAUCUCCAAUAAAAAGCGGGAAAGGCAGCACUGCUCCGUGGGGCCGGACGGCAAAGACGCCAACGCGAGCUUUGGGAUGCAGGAUGAGUUCCUCUCCCUGGACGACAUCGGGGAUGGCAGCCAGGGGAACGUGGACAUGAAGGAGGACUAUCAGCCCGAGGCUGUGAACAUCGUCCCCUUGACUCCGAUGUCUUUGGUCCCCCUGGAAGAGUCUGAGAAGAAAGAAAACCCUCUGUUCAGCUGGAAAGGGGAGAUCCUCGCCAGCCGGAAGGAUUUCCGGAUGAACACGUGCACCCCUCACUCCACCGGCGCUUUCCUGCUGGAGCUGGCGGGCCUCUCC